CACAACACAUCCUCAUUCACUUCCUGCACCAGAUUGAAGGGGUUGCUUUGGAAUAAACCCACCAAGGUUUCCUCCUCACAACCCCUAAAACUCUAAACACCAACACUCCAAUCAUAUAUCAUGGCCAUCUUGGGGAGUCACAAUCCUCUUGCAGCCACUUUUGGCAUAUUAGGAAACAUCAUUUCCGUCAUGGUAUACCUGGCUCCGGCGCGAACGUUUCAGAAAAUCUACAAAAAGAAAUCCACCCAGAGUUUCCAAUCUCUACCUUACUUGGUGGCAUUAUUCAGCUCUUCCCUUUGGUUGUUCUAUGCAUCAUUCGACUUCAAACACUCCCUUUUGAUUAUCACCAUAAACUCCUUUGGAUGCGUGACAGAGAUCAUCUACAUUCUCAUCUUCGUAAAGUAUGCGGAUAGGGAUGCCAAGAACUUAACCAUUAAGCUGUUUGCGGUAAUGAACUUGGGGUGCUUGGCCUCGAUCGUUUUGGUAGUGCGUUGCGCUGUCGAUCAAAGCAAACGAGUCUUAAUCAUUGGAUGGAUUUGUGACGUGGUUUCAGUGAUUGUCUUUGCAUCACCUCUGAGCGUUGUGUUCCAAGUUAUAAGAACGAAGAGUGUACAAUUUAUGCCCUUCUGUUUGUCAUUUUCCCUCUUACUGAACGCCAUAAUGUGGCUUGCUUAUGGUUUGUUCAACAAGGACAUGUGCGUUGCGAUGCCAAAUGUGGGUGGUUUAGCACUGGGACUGCUUCAGAUGUUGCUACAUGUGAUUUACAGGAAACGUGGUGCGACGGAGGAGGUAGCGACGGAGGAUGCAGUGAGAACCAUUGUGGUGGUGAUGAAUCCAUUGGGGCCUGCAGAAGUGUUUCCAAUAGCAGUGAAAGAUGAACAUUCUGAAGGUGGAGAGGACGAUGCAGAAGGGAAAACCGUGGAAGCCAACGAUUGCCCUCUGUGAUACGUAUAAAUAACACUACUUUGUUCUGUUUUCUGCUGCUGCUGCUGCACAUGAUUCUCUGAAUCAUUCUAUCAUCUUAUGUUAUGCUUGUUCAAACCUUAAUAUCAAUCAAAAUAUGCUUUACCUUAACUAA
Vigna unguiculata (cowpea) is the source of this 1078-nucleotide messenger RNA. RefSeq names its product bidirectional sugar transporter N3-like. Gene Ontology annotation, biological process: carbohydrate transport. Gene Ontology annotation, molecular function: sugar transmembrane transporter activity. Gene Ontology annotation, cellular component: membrane. The record is from RefSeq and is a predicted model, not a curated record. NCBI's taxonomy places the organism in Eukaryota, Viridiplantae, Streptophyta, Magnoliopsida, Fabales, Fabaceae.